Alosa sapidissima (American shad) is the source of this 1160-nucleotide messenger RNA. RefSeq names its product proteasome 20S subunit beta 10 (gene psmb10). NCBI's taxonomy places the organism in Eukaryota, Metazoa, Chordata, Actinopteri, Clupeiformes, Clupeidae. Gene Ontology annotation, cellular component: proteasome core complex. The transcript has 8 exons. The coding region runs from base 209 to 1045 and encodes 278 amino acids. Gene Ontology annotation, molecular function: threonine-type endopeptidase activity. The record is from RefSeq and is a predicted model, not a curated record.
CAGAAAGUGAAAGAGAUCACGUCUCAAACAUGCUAUUAUGCUGACACAUUCUGGUCAUCCACAUAUCUAUCAAAACGAUAAAGAAGACUUUAAAACACAGAGAGUCCGCAGUAGCCUAUAGGCCUACUAUCACUUUCAUAUAGGCUACUGUAGCAUCCGUCUUAAAACAUUUAAGCUGAAGUUGAAAUUUUGGUUGGUUAUUUGAACGAUGCUGAACACAACGCGGCCUUGUGUUCCACCAAAGAGUGGCUUUUCCUUUGAGAAUACACGCCGAAAUGCUGUGUUGGAACAGAACUUGGCUGAGCAGGGCUUCAGCGCUCCAAAGGCACGAAAAACAGGUACCACCAUUGCAGGACUCGUUUUCAAGGAUGGGGUAAUCCUGGGAGCAGACACAAGAGCAACAGAUGAUAUGGUCGUGGCUGAUAAGAACUGUAUGAAGAUACACUACAUUGCUGAGAAGAUUUACUGCUGUGGGGCUGGAGUAGCAGCGGAUGCAGAUAUCACCACGCAGAUGAUGUCAUCCAAUGUGGAGCUUCAUACUCUGACCACAGGACGUCCUCCCAUGGUUGCCAUGGUGACUCGGCAACUCAAACAGAUGCUGUUCAGGUAUCAGGGUCAGAUUGGUUCCUCGCUGAUUGUUGGAGGUGUGGACGUUACAGGUGCUCACCUCUACAGUGUCUACCCACAUGGAUCAUAUGACAAGCUGCCCUUCCUUACCAUGGGCUCAGGAGCUGCCGCGGCCGUCUCCGUGUUUGAGGAUCGCUACAAGGCAAACUUGGAGCUGGAAGAGGCGAAGACUCUGGUGAGGGACGCCAUAGCAGCGGGGAUCUUCUGUGACCUGGGCUCUGGCAGUAACGUGGACCUGUGUGUGAUAACAGAAAAAGGAGUGCAGUACCUGCGCGGGUUUGAUCAGCCAACGCAGAAGGGGAAGAGGGAAGGUAAUUACAGAUACAAGCCUGGGACUACAGCUGUUCUGUCCAAAACUGUGACUCCAAUCCCACUCGAUGUUGUUGAUGAGGCAGUCCAGUUGAUGGAGACUCAGUGAAGCAUGCAAUGAGCUUUACAUACAGGAAAAAAUACAAAUAACCAGUAAUGCCAAGAUAUUCAUUUGUGGACAUUUGACAUCACAAUUCAUUUUGAAAUAAAGUUAUGCCAUUUCA